This is a messenger RNA of Dermatophagoides farinae (American house dust mite), 1019 nucleotides long. RefSeq lists its product as uncharacterized. The record is from RefSeq and is a predicted model, not a curated record. NCBI's taxonomy places the organism in Eukaryota, Metazoa, Arthropoda, Arachnida, Sarcoptiformes, Pyroglyphidae. Gene Ontology annotation, molecular function: DNA-binding transcription factor activity; DNA binding. Gene Ontology annotation, biological process: regulation of transcription by RNA polymerase II.
UAUGAAUCCCUAUUUCAAAUGAUGAAAAUAAUAAAAAUGUUCUACUCACUGUUGAUGAUGUAACAACAACAGCAUCAGAUACAACCUCAUAUCAUUUGUUAUCGAAUCUUAAUCAAGAUUAUUAUAUUAAUCAUAAUUUUUUAGAUCAGCCUGAUAUGGUACAAUUAUCGAACAUAAAUUGUCCAAAUGAUAAUAAUGGCAACAAACAAGUUGAUCUGGCAGCAAUUUCCACACAACCUGUAGUCAUCAAUAACACUGAUUUCUAUUAUCACGAUACAAAUUUGAAUUAUUCUCCGAUUUCCGAAAUGAUAUCGACAUCUCCACAAUCUACGGCUUCAAAUUUUUCAACAUCAUCAACUGUUUUGGAUUCUGCAAUUCAAACACCAUUGCCGCAAUCAAAUUAUUAUCCAUUCAAUUAUAUGGUCUCAGACAUUUCAUCGCAAAACCAAUUGAAUGUUACAAACGAUUGGAAUUAUAAUAAUAAUAAUAUUGAUUUGUCUUUUUCAAUCAAAAUGUAAUUCCAGCGCCAAUUUCUUCUGUUUCUAUGUCUGAUGCACAAUCUACAUUGGUCAAUCCAAAAUCGAUGAAUCAACAACAAAUCAAACCAACAGCGGCACCCAAGAUGAAUAAGCCUGUCAAUCCGAAGUCUAAUUCUAACCAAUCGUCCGAUGAUUUAGCAAGAAAACUUGAAAUGAAACGUGAACGAAAUCGUGUAGCCGCAAGAAAAUGUCGCAACAAAAAACUUCAACUUAUUGAAGAAUAUAAAAAAACUAAUGCCAUGUUGCAAAAAGACAUUGAAGAAUCGGAAGCCGUGUUGCGGAAAAUCAAUGCCCGAAAAUUCGAAUUACGAGCUGCAUUAUUAAAUGCAUUAAAUUCAUAUCCAUUGAUAUCUUCAACACCUUCGAUAGUAUUGCAGCAAAAUAAUCAGCAAUCAACUGCAGACCAAUAAUUUCAAUUUCAAUCAUUAAUUAAUAUAAUCGAAUUUGAAUUGUAAUGAAUUCAAAUUACUAAAAUUGACU